AAUGGGGUUGUUCAAUUUUCUUUCCUUUCUUUUACGUUCGCCUCAGCCCUCAGGCCAUCAGCAGUUCCAAGUUCUACCUUCCACCCUCCAAAUUCUGGAGUAUCAAAAUUACGCAUUCAAAUUCGGUAUUUCCAUUAAAAUUUAUGCUUAACAAUCUCUUCGACGCACGCAAACCGCAGGUUCUGAGUGUCUGUCGAACUUGGGUUUCGACUCAUUCUUUGCUGGCUUUCACAUGGAUCCGCCAAGUUCUUGGGACUCCUUGCGAAAGCAGGCAAGGAAGCUCGAAGCUCAGCUUGAUGAGCAAAUGCAUUUAUAUCGUAAAUUAGUCAGCACAAAAGUUGAGAAUGCUGCAGACAAUGAUCUUGAAAGUGGGAUAGAACAGUUACUGAAACAGCUCCAACAAGUCAACUCUCACAUGCAUUCUUGGGUCUCAUCUGGAGGAUCUGAAUUUUUUUCACACACAUUGACUCGCCAUCAAGAAAUCCUUCAGGAUCUUACUCAGGAAUUUAAUCGUCUCCGUUCGAGCUAUAGAGCUAAAAAGGAACAUGCCUCAUUGCUUGAUGAUUUUAGGGAGUUUGAUCACAGUAAUUUGGAUCUGGAAGAUGAUAACAAUGGUUCUUAUGAGCAAGCACUCCUUAAUGAGCGUGCUUCCCUACACCGGAACACAGGGCAGAUGGAUGGUGUGAUUUCUCAAGCACAAGAAACUAUAAAGGCACUUGUGUAUCAACGGUCAACAUUUGGUGGCAUUAAUUCAAAGCUUAGCAAUGUCAGCAGUCGGCUUCCAACAGUUAAUCACAUUAUGUCAGCGAUCAAAAAGAGAAAGUCAAUGGAUACCAUCAUUCUUUCGUUAGUUGCCUCAGCGUGCGUGUUUCUCAUCCUGGUUUAUUGGUUGACAAAAUGAAAAGGUCCGUGAAGUCAGCAUAUAUGUUGCACGGACACAAAAAUACAAGAAUAAAGAAGUUGGGAGCAUACCACGGGGAUAUGAACUUUUUAAAUGGAGAAACAGUUCAAUCUUUUAUUGACCCUCCCGACAAGGUUUCAAUUGCGAAAAUGUUAUUUUUGCAGAUAUUGAGUACGUAGUACUUCGUAUAACAUAAGUCACUAUUAAUAAAAAAACAACAGUGACGGACCCACUAAGGAUCCCACGGGUCCCGGGACCCCACGUGCCGCAAAAAAUACCUAUAU
Molecule: messenger RNA, 1185 nt
Organism: Cuscuta epithymum
Lineage: Eukaryota; Viridiplantae; Streptophyta; Magnoliopsida; Solanales; Convolvulaceae
Source: the annotation of a GenBank genome assembly